UAAUUAUUUAUAAUUGUAACGAUCAGUUCCAAAGCACAAAGAACCCAAGUUAAAGAUGUUGUCCUGUUUUCUUCGCUCCUCAGCUGCUCGACUGAGCAUGUCAGGGAUGGCCCGCCUCAAGCAUACCCUCCCAGAGCUUCCCUAUGCCUACACUGCCCUCGAGCCUGUAGUAUCAGGAGAGAUCAUGGAGCUACACCAUUCCAAACACCAUGCUACUUAUGUCAACAACCUCAAUGCUGCAGAGGAGCAGCUUGGGGAGUCUGUGCAGCAAGGUAAUGUGUCUGGGAUGAUUGCUGUGCAGGGCGCAAUCAAGUUCAAUGGUGGAGGUCAUGUCAAUCACUCUAUAUUCUGGAACAAUCUAUCCCCUAAUGGCGGGGGCUUACCCACGGGAGAUCUGGCUGAUGCAAUUCAGAGAGACUUUGGAUCGUUUGACAACUUCAAGACUCAGCUGUCAGCUAAGACGGUAGCUAUCCAGGGCUCAGGAUGGGGCUGGCUGGGCUAUGACAAGAGCCGCAAACAGUUGGUGAUAAGCACGUGUGCUAACCAGGACCCUCUGGAGGCCACCACUGGCCUGGUUCCACUGUUGGGUAUAGAUGUAUGGGAGCAUGCCUACUACCUCCAGUAUCGGAAUGUGAGACCAGACUACGUCAAGUCCAUCUGGGAGGUGGUCAACUGGACUGACAUUGCUCAGAGAUUCACCAAGGCAACUAGCAACUGACACUAUAGCUUUAUAGAUACAGAGAAACUAUUAUAUAGUUGAUUGUAAAUAUGUACUCGUUUCAUAAUGUUUAUAUGAAUGGAACACUAAUAAA
This is a messenger RNA of Halichondria panicea, 812 nucleotides long. RefSeq names its product superoxide dismutase [Mn], mitochondrial-like. The transcript is spliced from 4 exons. NCBI's taxonomy places the organism in Eukaryota, Metazoa, Porifera, Demospongiae, Suberitida, Halichondriidae. Gene Ontology annotation, molecular function: superoxide dismutase activity; metal ion binding. Gene Ontology annotation, cellular component: mitochondrion. The record is from RefSeq and is a predicted model, not a curated record. Bases 56 to 718 code for a protein of 220 amino acids. Gene Ontology annotation, biological process: superoxide metabolic process.